Molecule: messenger RNA, 1134 nt
Organism: Rasamsonia emersonii CBS 393.64
Lineage: Eukaryota; Fungi; Ascomycota; Eurotiomycetes; Eurotiales; Trichocomaceae
Product: Short chain dehydrogenase/reductase family protein
Exons: 2
Coding region: 1-1134 (377 amino acids)
Source: RefSeq, a predicted model, not a curated record
AUGGACACUUUCAGCAGUUUCAGCAGUCCUCCAAAAGCCGCCAAUGCUCUUUCGCCGUCCUCUGCUGCACGAGACUCGCGCGUGCAGCUCCCUUCGACAACCGACCCCCCGGGCCCGCAGAACCCUCCCAAACAGCUGGUAUGGCUGAUAUUCGGCGCUACCGGACAUAUGGGCCGCUCCCUUGUCAAGGCCGCUCUCAUCCACAACGAUCUCGUCGCCGCCGUCGGCCGCACAUUCGAGAAUAGCUACGAAUCCAUGCAGAAGAUGCAAGCCGAGAACGAGAAUUGUCUGGGACUCCUUUGCGACGUCCGCGCUCGAGAGACUGUGAAGGAGGUCAUCGACAAGACGAUCGCUCACUUUGGCCGCAUUGACAUAAUCGCCAAUUGCUCGGGCUACGGCGUCAUCGGGGCUUGCGAGGACCAGGACGAUUUCGAUGUUCGGAACCAAUUCGAGACAAAUUUCAUGGGAACACUGAACAUCAUCCAGCUCUCUCUCCCGUACUUCCGCGAGAGAAGGGCCGGACGAUAUCUGAUCUUUAGCUCCACGUCGGGAGCCCUGGGAGUGCCGGGCUUAGGACCUUACUGCGCCUCCAAGUACGCGGUGGAAGGGUUGAUGGAAAGCAUGCUCUACGAGGUUGACAGUUUCAACAUCAAAGCCACACUGGUCGAACCGGGUCAUAUCCGUCGCGACGACGUCACCAACCCGCUGUCUCCGUCUGCUGGGACCGGGGGAGAUGAGAAUCUGGCGGCUCCGCUGCCUGCCUACGGCCAUUUCUUCAUCAAGCCUACGAGCGAGCCGUAUCGAACGCCCACAUCACCUGCCGCGCAUGCCAAACGCAUGCUGCAGUGGCUGGGCGACAAACAGCCUGUCAGCGCAGUCAAGGCUGCGGAGCUGGUCUGGCAGUUGGGGCAUUGCUCAUAUCCGCCGCUGAGAUUGCUUCUGGGGUCUUAUGCCGUGGAGAGUAUUCGUGACAGGCUGAAGUGCAUCAUCGAGGAAAUUGAAGACUGGAAGCAUUUGAGUUUUCCACUUCAAGAUCAGCAGCCCGCCGAUAACGCUACGAAAGACAAGACUACUACGAGAGAGAAGAGCGAGGAUGAAGAAGCAGCGGCAACAGCAGAACCACCUGCACGUUAA